Anastrepha obliqua is the source of this 826-nucleotide messenger RNA. RefSeq lists its product as uncharacterized. The transcript is spliced from 5 exons. The coding region runs from base 203 to 826 and encodes 207 amino acids. Lineage: Eukaryota; Metazoa; Arthropoda; Insecta; Diptera; Tephritidae. The record is from RefSeq and is a predicted model, not a curated record.
UGUUUGUGUUUUUUUCGUUCGUUCUUUCUUGCCUUCCUUAAUUAUAGUAUUUUCGCUUACUCGUUACCUCAGCGCUAUUUAUUUAAUUGCGGAGUCAUUAGGGCUUAAUAGUGGGAGCAUAAUUAAAUCGAGACAAUUCACGUCAACUUUAUUGUGUAGUUGCUUUUUGUUCUAAUUUUGUUUUUUCUCAUAUAACCUCAAAAUGUUCGCUCCAAAAUAUCGGCUUCGAAGAACGCCGGCUGAUGUCUUCCAGCUAAUGUAUCCCAGCCAUUUUCGUACGCGUUAUUACACCAAAAACAACAAUUGCUGUGGGCAUACAUUGAGGCCACGUCCGACCAUCUAUCGACGGCGAUUUAUAAGACCUUUGUUACUACCAACACCAGAUCAUCCAAAUAUGAAUGGCUACAGUCGCAAGUCACCAUCAAAGCGUCGCUAUGAGGGCUCGAAGUAUCCGGUGUUGCCGAAGAAGAAGCCGCGUACGGGCAAGGAGCGUGUACCACAACCGAAGAAUACCGUCGCCAUGCUGAAUGAGCUGCGUCAUGGCUUGGUGUAUAAAUUGGAGUCGCAAACUGGGCCGGUGCAUGCCCCGCUGUUCACCAUUUCCGUUGAGCUUCUACAUCUAUCGUUGUACGGCCACCCCAUGUUCCUGGCACGGCCUUCCAAAGCCCAGUUUCCCAUUAUUGUUGACUUCACUAUUGCUGUUCGUAUUUAUUUCCGUUUCCGUUCCACUAGCAACGGUAGCCGAGCACACAACCACUCACUCACCACUUUCAACUACUCACCGCUCGCCAAGUUGACUUUUCUGUUACUUAAUAAGAGUAGAUAG